Messenger RNA from Drosophila suzukii, 2908 nucleotides. Lineage: Eukaryota; Metazoa; Arthropoda; Insecta; Diptera; Drosophilidae. The record is from RefSeq and is a predicted model, not a curated record.
ACGGGUAUAAAAAGGUUAGUGGUUGUUGAUCAACGUUUUAUAAACCCGUGUUGACACGGAGAUAUUACUAACCUACAGAAAUGCUGAGAAUAAGGAGUAUUUUUUUUAAAGAACUUUGGGAUCGCUGGCUAGCGAAAAUCCUCCAGCUGAACCCUCCACGAGGGUGCCGGCUGGGAAAUGGUCACUGCAUUACCCCGAGCAUGGUAAUGCAAUGUCGCUUGUCCUGCCCGAGGUAGUGUAGUGUCUAACUAAGGCGACUAGUUCAACCCCUUGAAUCAGUGGCCAUGGUUGAAGGUCCCUGCCGGUAGGCAUAAAACGCAUGUGGGUGGAUCCCCUGAAAAACGAAGCAGUAUGGACGGUGAGAAGGAAAAAAUCAAAGCUGGGAUGUCAGCCCAAACGUCGAGUACGACUGCUUCCAUCGGCGGGCACGUGGAGGAGCAAUUCUCUUUGCGUGUCGCCAGCGGUCGAGCCCCUGAAACGUGCUACACGAAGACGAAAGAUGCCAUACCCGCGUAGGGAAGGGCCGAAGCAAACCAGCGAGGGGAUGAAGGCUAAGGCGCAAUACAAGGCAGCCCAUAAGAUCACGAGUAGGCUCCAGGACAAAGCGGAAGAUCGUCCAUGCGCGAGUCGUUGAGUCUCUCCUUGAACGGAUGGAAGAGACACCCACAGCACCCAUGCCCUCAUUCGGUGGUGCAGGGUGGUUAAAGGUGUCAAAAUACUGAAGUGCAACGACGAUCCGACCAGGAAUUGGCUUACGCAAACGGACUGCCAACUGGAGGCGUUGUGGGAGGGGACCAAGCUAGAGGUAGUGGACAAACCAUCCCAUCCAUACCGAAAGCGAAAGUGCUCUUCCUCAUCGCAAUCCAAGGGGAUCGGGCGCUAAAGCUGCUUCAACGGCAGAACCCAGACGUCCCAACGGCAAAUUGGAAGAUUCUGUGCAUGGCCACCCCACUACCCAACGAGGGGGGCCAAAGUAUGGUUCUCCAAAUCAACAAGGAGGCGGAGGAUCUGCUGUACCCAAGAUACGGGAAGAUGGCGUGGGGCAUGGGUAGUGUAUACCUGCGUCUUAAGAAGCGCCACUCCGACGACAAAAGCGCACACAUCCUGCAGGCACCUGACUGUUAUAGCCAACCCGUCGAGCGGAGCCAGCCACCCAUGACACGGAGGGUGCUGCAGCUCAAUCUCCAUAAAAGCAGACUCGCGUCGGCGGAGCUCCUAAUUGCCCUGAUUGGCUUGGUUCCAUGGAUUGCCUCGGGCAAUAUCGUGGCCGGACUAAGGUCCUCAAACUACAAUACAUUCUACUCAUCAACGCUCUGAUGACUUGACUACUGUGAUGAUAGAAAGCGUGGAGCAGCGCCUUUUGGUAGCCUCCUGCUACAUGGCCACGACUGACCAGCGACACCAGACAAACUGAGCAGCUUGGUGGAAUUCGGCUCGAAGGAUGACCAACUCCUCAUUGGUGCAGAUGCCAAUGCACUCCACAGCGUGUCGGGAAGCUCCGACAUCAACGACAGAGUGAUCUGUGGGUCCAACUCUACCAGGAACUGCCAUCAUCCUUCUUGGUGCAUUUUGACUGUAACAUGCUGAUGGUAAAGAAAACUGCAUACGAAAAACCUCCUUAUAUCAGAAUUACGCGUAAGAAGUAUUUUUUUUUUAUAAUGAACACUUAUAAAGUCAUUAAAAAAAAAAUUGUAUUACAUUAAUUUAAAUUGACAUUUCAUCGAAUUUCAAGGGGACAGCAUUCCGGAAGAACAGGUAAUACUAACUUCAAGUAUAAAGAAAAUUUUUAAUUUAUUCUUAAUAAACAAUUUAUUCAUAUUAAAAACAAAAAAAAUUCAGCGUUCAGCGACAACACAUUUCCUUGUUAUAAGUAGAAGAAAAUGAAACGAUCGGACUUUUAAAUAAAAAAAACACUAUUUGGAAAUAAUUCCGUUUAAAGUUUCAAGUUUUCUGCUUAGGAAGCCAGAAAAAGUAAGCUACAUAUCAAAAAAUAAAAUUUUAUCAGAAGAAUAUAAUUUAGACUUCUCUUAGAAAAUGUAAAUAAAUGUAAAUAGGUUGACAUGAUCAAAAUAUAAUUUUUUUGGGAUAGCUAGAUUAAGUUGGUUGACAUAUUCGGAAAUAUGUUUUCGGAUUGAAGAAAUGAUACUGUAUUUGUAUGACACUCCAAAAAUGGUUCCCAGUUAUUCGACCUAAAAUCCUAUGUUUGACGUAAAAUAAAUGAUAGAAAACUUUGUAAUUAAUCGUCUUGAAAACGAAUUCGUCCAGAUUUUUAAAAAUAAUAACAAUUUUUAACUAUAAGAAAUUGUACUAUUCCGUAAUAUGAAAGUAAUUUCCCUAUUUAUGAAAACUAUCUUGCAAAGGACUAUUAUGUUGAUUACUUUUUAUACAUACCUUAAUUAAGUAAUUAAGACCUGAUUUAUUUUCAAUAAAAAAUACUUCUGAAAUAAGUGUUGCUACAAAAACCAUACUUUGCUUUUCCAACGCAUACAAUUUUUGUGGAUGCUUUGAAACGAGUGAUUUAAUGCCCUAUAAUGGAUUCACACAAUGUUUUGCCCGCAUGCAUGACAUUUUUGUAUUUUAUUCUUUUCUUCUGCGCUUCAUACUGUACGUAUGGUACGAAUGUUUUAAAGUUGUAUUGAAAUUGUAUAUUACUUAAUCCAUUUUAAAAUUGAAUCGUUGACAAUUUUUGAAUUUAGAUUCCCUUAUUCCCCAUUCCCUUAUUAGGAGUUUUCGCUUAAAUUUGUGUUUUAUGAAGUCUACGGUGCAAAACUACAUUUAAAACAAAAAACAACAAUAAAUGUUGCACUUGGCAUGUAUCAGUGAGUUUUAAAUGUAAAUAUAAAGUUUUUCGUAGUUUUAAAACGGCUAAUAAAAAUGUAAUAAAAUUGUUUAGGUUGAAAGUCUUUAG